This is a messenger RNA of Cotesia congregata, 1305 nucleotides long. The record is from the annotation of a GenBank genome assembly. NCBI's taxonomy places the organism in Eukaryota, Metazoa, Arthropoda, Insecta, Hymenoptera, Braconidae.
AUGAGAGAGAAAGAGAUAGGCUUAAUGAUGAAGGGCGCUAAUGUUCACGAAAGAAUUGGCAAUGACGGAGAUAAUACUGACUCGCCAAUGGGUAUCGCUGCUUUUUCGGAUAACGUAAAAAUGUUGAAAUUGUUGAUCAAACAUGGCGCUGAUAUUAAUGCUGGAGACGACAAUGGUUUGACUCUUCUGAUGAAAGCAGCUGCUGAAGACGAUAAUUCAGAAAGUCGCAGGUUUUUGCUAAGUCAACCUUUUAUAGAAAUAGAUUCUCUGACUAAUGACAAGAGAUCUUGUCUUCAUUUUCCAGGAGUUUGGUUCUCGAUAGAGGACAUUGAUCCUGAGUCUAGUCUUCAAGAUCUUCUGAAUGCUGGAUGUGAUGUCAAUAUUGUGAGCAAUCAUGACGAAUUACCGAUUGAUACCUAUGGAGACAAAGAAAUGUGCCAUGAGGUUAUGAAGAAGCACAUUGUUAAGCUGAUGGCGGCUGGUUUUUACGUCUGCGAUAGGAAUAAAGAAGUUGUUUCAGGAAGUGAAUUAAGUAUCGCUUGGAAAAAGCUGGGCACUAAUGUUCACGGAAAAGAUUUCAAUGCUGAAGACUCGCCGAUGGGUAUGGCUGCUUCGGCAAAUAACGUAAAAAUGUUGAAAUUGCUGAUCAAACAUGGCGCUGAUAUUAAUGCUGGAGAUAUCGAUGAUUUGACUCCUCUGAUAAAAACGACUUAUAAUAACAAUAACUCAGCAAGUCGCAGCAUAGGGAAGAACGGUGAUCCUGAUUCUAGUCUUCAAGAUCUUCUGGAUGCAGGUUGUGAUGUCAAUAUUGUAAGCAAUGAUGGUGAAUUACCAAUUGAUAGCUAUGAAGACAGACAAAAGUGCCGUGAGGUUAUGAAGAAGCAUAUUGUUAAGCUGAUGGCGGCUGGCUUUUACGUCUGCGAUAGGAAUAAAGAAGUUGUUUCAGGAAGUGAAUUAACAGAAUUUAGAGUUGAAUGUGAUACAGAAGUUGAAGUCAUGAAGAAUACUCACGGAAUAAUGGCUGGAUUUUCCUUGUUUGAUAUACUGCACAAAUCUUAUCACAAACUGGCGCUGAGGAUCAAGGAUGGAGAUGAAGAUAAGUUUGACGACAAAAUGGUGGCCAAGUUUCCUCUGUACGCAGGAAUGAUUAAGUAUCGCUUGGAAAAAGCUGGUCAACGAAAAAAAUUUUUCAAUCAAGUUGAAAAUGUUCUCUAUGAAAUUUAUUUUAAAUAUCUUCCUGCUACUUUUAUUCAUGAAAUGUUUUUUUAUUUUAAUAACUUUGAAUUAAGUAAAUUGGUGGAAAUU